GUAUGUAUAUAUAUAUGCAUACAUAUAUAUAUAUAUAUAUAUAUAUAUAUAUAUAUAUAUAUAUAAUUGAGAAGGGUACCGAUUAUCUCUUUGACAUUUGAAAAGAUGAUGACAGGUGGAUAUUAUAGCAUACCAGUAAAAAAAUGUGCAUCUCGUAUUUAUAGAGAAACAGUGGCAAGGGGGUGAAAGGGCCAGACAGGGAGGGCGGGGGGUAGGAGCUAAAAAAGCUGAAAAUUUUUCUUUUUCGACGGUGACGAAGAUAGAUGACGUCACACGCGCGUCGAUCGGAAAUGUUUUAUCUUUGAUACCGGAAGAAAAGGGAAAAAAAGAAAAAAAAAGAAAUAAAAGAAAGAAUAACGAAAACAGAAAAAAAAAAGAUCACAUGGGUGGACGAGAAAAAAGAUGGCGAUAUAUGAUGAUGGAUAUGGUAAUGCGAACAUAUUUAAAAAAAAAAUAAAUAAAUGAAUAAAUAAAUAAAAAAAAAAAAUAAACGUUUCUCCAUAGAAAGAAAAAGAUAAUGAGAGAGAAAAUAGCUUGACUCGCUGGUAAAAAAAAAAAAAGAAAGAAAGAAGAAGAGAUAACAAAAUUGUGUAAAAACAACUUAUAAGGUUAGGCUUUUUCAUAUAGUUAAGUAUACUUAUGUCAUUCUAUCCCUUUCUGUAUAUCGUUUUCCUUUCUUUCUAUUAUUUCCUCCAUUCCAAACCUCCACCCCCACUUCUACUUCUCUAUAUUUCUUUUCGUCUUUUCUCAAUUUUCUUUUAAUUUUUGUUUAUUAUUAUUAUUAUUAUUAUUAUUAUUAUUAUUAUUAUUAUUAUUAUUUUUUUUUUUAUUAUUUUUAUUUUAUUCUUUUUUUUUUUUUGUUCUUUUUAUAAAUAAUCAUUCUGUACUUUUUUUGUCGGGAUAAUUAUUUUUAUUCGCAAGCAACGUUUGUGGUGAGAUCAUACGUGCACACAACGCACAACAGCAAUUAAUUACCAGCAUAACUAUCUAGUCAUUAUAAAAAUUGUGCAAGCAAUAUGUUCGUCAUUAAAUAUCACGACAUGGAACGAUUAUAAUACGUGUAUGUAAGUAUGUAUGUAUAUAUUAUGUACACGUUUAUUAAAAUCGGAUUGAAAUACAAAUAAACACAUUGUACAUGUUUCCAUGAGAAAACGAGAGAGUAUAUAUAUAUAUAUAUAUAUAUGUAUAUAUAUAUAUAAUCGCCUUCGGCAAGUGCUACCCAUUUGAUCAAUUUUUUUAUAUCUCUGUGUAACUAGUGCACAUUUUUUUCCUUUGUACGCAAUUUUUUCACAUGUUUUUAUUACUAACCAUUGUAAUGGCAUUUGGCAGUAUCGCACAAAUAUAAUAUGGAAUGAAAACAAAUUAUAUUGAAAUUUUAAUCUUGAUUUCUUAUUUUUUUUUUUUCUUUUUUCUUUUUUUUUUUUUUUUUUUGGCGAAACCAUCAAUGUUAAAAAAAAAUAGAUACAAAGAAAACUAAUUUCUUAUAUGUUUCACACAUAGGCAUACGCACACACAGAGACACACACACACAAAUAACGAUAAUAAUAAUCGCGAAAUAAUUACCAAUAUCGUCGAAUAAUAAUCUUUAUAUAAAUAUUUUUUAUUCCGCACAGAAGAACAUAUAUAAAAUUAUUUAUAUAUGAUAUAUUCAAAUGAUAGAAAAGAUAAAAAGAUAAAAACGAAAAAGAGAAAGAUGAAAUUACGUGGAAGCUAAGAAAUCAUUCAUUAUUUCGAUACACUCGUACGCUUUCGACGCUGGUACUUUAAUGCAUGCCGAAAUAAAUAAAUGAAUGAGACGAUAUUUCGACAUUUUCGUCGAGGAUCGAUUUUGAGAACUCACUUGAUCAUAUGACUCAUUAAAUUCCACGCACUGAUUCGUGAAACCUUCGAUCGUAUCCAAGAAUUCUUUCGUUUGAAUUUUCAUUAUUUCAGACGUAUUUUGUUCGUCGUUUAUAUUGCUAUUGGUAUUGUUUAUACGUGCGAAAAAAUUCGUAAAUAAUGACGAAUAGGAAGGUGAACAACAUAAUUUUAUAGUUUCAACGAGCGAACGCAUAUUUUCAAUAAUGUGUUGAUAAAAUUCCGUGAUACUGUUGUCAUAAUAUUCCUCAUCGAUCAGACAAUUUUGUAAAAGUUUAAUACAAUUGUUCAAUAUGAAGGUAAAGGAAUGUUUGGGUAAUAACGAAGGAUAUUCCAAGCUUAAACAACAGGCUUCCAUGGUGAGACGUAAGAAAUUGUUGUAAGGAGUGAUGUUAUUGAAAGUUUUCGAUCUGUUAGAAUAUAAGAAUAAAUUUUCUUCAAUAUAUUUCUUAGCCAAUAUAGAAUAUUCGAAACUAGUUGAACGUAGAAUAAUAUGACGUAAGAAAUCUUCAUGAAGAAGUGAGAAAUUCGAAAAGAAUGUUCUUAAUUCAUUUGAUAUCGUUGGAUCAUCCUUGAUCAUAUUUAAAAUAAAGAAACAACGUCUCUCAUAAUCACAAAUGUUAUCAGAUAGAUAAAAGUCAUUUCGCAAUGGUGGCCAAAGUAAUAUAAAAUAUACUUUUUCUAUUGGCUCUAAGAUAUAUUCUAAAUCCUCUAUGAUCGCCCUUUUUAUCGAUAAAUCGAAAUCAUUUGUAUGAUAUAACAAAACGUGAUAGAUCAUAGAAUUUAUUUCUUUGAUCACGUCGUUAAUCAAAUAAUACGAUACGUCCGUUCGUCUCCUCGUCGAUGACAUCAUUUGUGCAAGAGGAACAAAAGAUUCGACUCGACGAAACGAUUUUACGUUUAUCCUGAAAACAUGGUUCGCGCAUGGUACAUGGACGACAGUGAUGCUGACCAAAGAUUGGAACACCGAAAGGAAUCAUCGGAUCUUUUGUCAAUGGCGGAUUUGUAUGCUAUUAGUGGUGUAGAAUAUUUUAAGGUGGAUCAUGAGCAUUAUUUAAAUGAUCCAACAUUGACAGAAUUGAAAAGAAAACGUGGAUAUACUUAUGAAGAUAAAAUAACAUGCUCGAAAGAAUGUCUCGAUAAUUACGAAGAAAAGUUAAAGAAUUUCUUUACUGAACAUCUCCAUAACGAAGAAGAAAUACGUUUGGUUCUGGAUGGAUCUGGUUAUUUUGACGUAAGAGAUAAAGAUGAUCAAUGGAUUCGUAUUGAAGUCAAACCAGGAGAUAUGAUCAUUAUUCCCAGUGGUAUAUAUCAUAGAUUUACUUUGGAUACUAAAGAUUAUAUACAAGCUGUAAGAUAUUUCAUAGGAAAACCUGUAUGGACACCUUAUAACAGACCAGCUGAUAAUAUGAAUUGUCGUCAACAGUAUCUUGAACAAUUAAAAGGCGGUUUCAAACCCAAAUAAAAGUUUCAUAACACUAUGAUAUGCAAGUUAAUCGUGCAUUCCGAACAAAAAAAAGAUGCAAAUUUUUUAAAUAUUUUGAUUAAAAGCCUAACAUAAAAAUUUUAAUUUGUAAACAAUGUUUGUUUAUAUAUAAAUUCAAUUUUAUAUCAAUGGGUCUUCCUAUAAUG
Molecule: messenger RNA, 3489 nt
Organism: Vespa velutina
Lineage: Eukaryota; Metazoa; Arthropoda; Insecta; Hymenoptera; Vespidae
Gene: Adi1
Product: 1,2-dihydroxy-3-keto-5-methylthiopentene dioxygenase
Exons: 5
Coding region: 2771-3322 (183 amino acids)
Molecular function (GO): acireductone dioxygenase [iron(II)-requiring] activity
Source: RefSeq, a predicted model, not a curated record